Molecule: messenger RNA, 1173 nt
Organism: Spizellomyces punctatus DAOM BR117
Lineage: Eukaryota; Fungi; Chytridiomycota; Chytridiomycetes; Spizellomycetales; Spizellomycetaceae
Exons: 3
Coding region: 32-1069 (345 amino acids)
Biological process (GO): mRNA splicing, via spliceosome
Cellular component (GO): post-mRNA release spliceosomal complex; U2-type spliceosomal complex
Source: RefSeq, a predicted model, not a curated record
AAGCGCAAACUUCAUUCCCAACAAUCUAACCAUGGCCGACCGCAGGGCAACAAAUAAAUAUUACCCUCCGGACUGGGACCCUUCCAAAGGCUCCAUCAACACCUAUGUAGGCCAACACCCCCUCCGCGAACGUGCCCGCAAACUCGAUCAGGGCAUUCUCAUUAUUCGAUUCGAACUCCCCUUUAACAUUUGGUGCACGUCGUGUAAUAAUCAUGUGGGGAUGGGCGUCCGGUACAAUGCCGAGAAGAAGAAAGUCGAUAUGUAUUACAGUACACCUAUAUGGAGUUUUCGUAUGAAGUGUCAUUUAUGUUCUGGGUGGAUUGAAAUCAGGACGGAUCCAAAGAAUUCAGAGUAUGUUAUUGUGAGCGGGGCGAGGAAAAGGGAGGAAUCAUACGAUCCUGCCGAUAUUGGAUUACCGACCCUUAAAGACCCCGCUGCGGAAACACCCAAAACGGCAUAUGAAGCACUGGAACAGACCAACAACAACAUUCAAGCGUCCCUUGAAACCGUUCCCCUCCUCACACUCCUUCGAGACCGUUCUGAUAGAACAUGGAGCGAUCCUUACGCCCUGUCCCAAAUAAUGCGGAGAAAGUUCCGAACGGAGAAGAAGGCCUUGGCUAAGGUUGAGAAAGAGGCGGCGGCUGUUGCAGAGAAAUUUGGGUUGGGGGUCAAGGUGCUACCUGUGAGUGAGGAGGAUGAGAGGAGCGCAAAGAGGAUAAAGUAUUUGGAAGAAGAGCCAGAGACACCGGAGGAAAAAUUGGGAAUUGUCAGAACACAAAAUGUGUUUCGACGCAAUGGAAAGACUGAGAAAAAGGCCCUGGCAAAAGUGCUGGACAUGAAAGCCAAAACAGUGGCGGAUCCUUUUGCUCUUGCUCCUACUUCUUCUAACGGCGUAUCAUCGCUAGCUGCGUCUGAUGGAAAAGAAGGCGUAGUUCUCCGACGGAAUUCAAGAGAAAGCGAAAGGGAUAUCCAAACGAAUCAAUCCGCUCUUGUCCAAUUCCCAUCAGAAACACCAUCCCUAGUCUGCCAUGAAUACGGGGAUAGUGAUGAAAGCGACAAAGAUACCUAAUAGUCCAACAUCAUGAUGUACAUAACCGAUAGCUGAUUCCUUGUAAAUAGAUACGUCUCGCAUACCCACUACCCUAAAUUAAAAAUGCUAUAUGUACAGUGCGC